Messenger RNA from Adineta ricciae, 966 nucleotides. The record is from the annotation of a GenBank genome assembly. NCBI's taxonomy places the organism in Eukaryota, Metazoa, Rotifera, Eurotatoria, Adinetida, Adinetidae.
AUGCGUGUGAAAACCAAAUCAACACAGAGCCGUUCGAUUGGUCAAUGGUGUGAAGAUUUCGGCUUGAAUUUGGAUCGAAGGAUUUCUUCCUCGAAGAAAUUUCUGUACAAUCAACGACGAGGGGAAAUUUGUGGACGGAGCGGCAAACAAUGGAGCAGAUUAUCAGCUUUCUAUUUCUUCUUUUUCAUUACACUUGCUGCUUUCUUUUGUUUAUAUUUAUCUAUCUACAUGUCAUUUUUACCAUUAAAUCAGCCAAGAUAUAUAGGCAAAGCGAGUCGACUGACAACGCGGGCGAAUCCGCUUUCUCCAGGACUUAGUUUUCGACCACAACCGGAAUUUAAUCCAAAAGAAACGCAUACUGUGAUCAGAUUCACAGUAAAUGAAAUAGUCAAUCGAGGAAAACGAUCAACUAACGAGGAUUAUGAAAGUUAUGUGAAGAAUUUGGAUGAAUUUUUGAAUUUAUAUUACAGCUUAUCGACAUCGACAAAUUUUACGAUCAAUGAUGUAGGCGAUUGUCAUUCAGAGAAACAGUAUGGUUUCAAGCAUGGUCAACCAUGUUUUUUGAUUAAAAUGAAUAAAAUUAUUGGUUUUAUUCCUGAAAUUGGCAGAACGAAUCUUGAUAGAGAACAUCAACCAGCAUGUACAAAUAUUCCUAAUAUACCGGUUCGAUGCCAAGGCGAAAAAGAAUCAGAUCGGAAGAAACUUGGUAAUAUAAUGUACUACAGUGAAUCUGGUUCGAGUGAUUUGUGUGGUACAAUCGAUGUUAAACAUUUUCCUUACAAUGGAAAAGUCAAUCGAAAAGAUGUAUAUCAAGUUCCAUAUGUUUGGGUACAAUUUGUCAAUCUUACAGCGAAUGUUUUACUCACAAUUGAAUGUCGUGUCUAUGGUGCGAACAUUUUCUAUGAUAAAAUAGCUCAACGCGCGAGCGUACGCUUUCAAUUGUAUCUGAAUAAAAAUUCUUCCUAA